AACAAGAGACGGGAAACGUCGUCGGCCAGUUGGCCACCAUUUCUUUUCUCUUCUGUCUUGGCUUCUGUGCUGUUUACUUUGUCCGUUCUUCUCAGACUUCUUUUUUGCAUCUGGUAGGGCUCGCUUUCAUGGCUAAUUCGGAAGAAUCGAGCCCUCUUAUUGCCAAUCUAGGCGACGGAGAUGUUAGCGCUGGUUGCGGUGAGAAAGAGUCGAAAUCUGUGCCUGUGGAAUCGGGAGAGAUCGGUCGUGUUGGUGUUGGUGUUGGUGUUGGUUGGACUGCCGAUGGGCUUCCAUUAGGCCACGGAAGUGUAGUCGGGGAGCCAGUGGCUCGUGCUCGUUGGGAUUCGUCUCUCUUUGCUUGCCUUGGCCGGAAUGAUGAGUUCUGCAGCAGUGAUCUUGAAGUCUGUCUCCUUGGAAGUGUUGUCCCUUGUAUGCUAUAUGGCAGCAAUGUUGAGAGACUAGGCUCUGGUACAGGGGCUUUUGCUAACCAUUGCUUGCGUUACACUGCACUUUACCUGCUUGGAAAUACCCUUUUUGGUUGGAAUUGCGUAGCACCCUGGUUUUCAUAUCCCAGCCGAACUGCAGUCCGCCGUAAAUUCAAUCUCGAGGGUAGCUGUGAGGCAUUAUCUAGAUCAUGCGGGUGCUGUGGAAGUUUCAUCGAGGAUAAUGAGCAACGAGAACAGUGUGAGACAGCAUGUGACUUUGCAACUCACUUCUUCUGUCACACAUGUUCCCUCUGCCAGGAAGGACGAGAGCUUCGCCGCAGGCUUCCUCAUCCUGGAUUCAUCAGUCGGCCUGUGUUAGUCAUGAUACCUCCCAUGGAACAGACAAUGGGCCGUUGAGGGAGCAUGAGAUCAUUCUGCUUGAUCUUCUGAUAACCUGUCUUUACUUCUAUUAUUGAUGUGUGGCCGUGUGAAUUAUAGUCGUGUUAUAUGUACUGGUUAGGAUACCCUGCACUUGGUUUGCUUGGCCAAGCGAAAAUAAGAUUUGUUAAUAAUGGGAGAUUUACCUGUCGUGAUUUAUACAUUCUACCUCUAUGUCAAAUAUUCGUUUCUUA
Macadamia integrifolia is the source of this 1057-nucleotide messenger RNA. RefSeq names its product cell number regulator 8-like. The record is from RefSeq and is a predicted model, not a curated record. Bases 129 to 842 code for a protein of 237 amino acids. The transcript is spliced from 3 exons. Lineage: Eukaryota; Viridiplantae; Streptophyta; Magnoliopsida; Proteales; Proteaceae.